GCAGUCGGCGGCACUCAACGCCGAGCGCCUGCCGCUGCCGCCGGUCCCUCGCACCGACCAGAUCGCCCAAGUGGUACGUGCGCCCUUAGCGGCUCGGAGCUGGCUUCUGUUUUCCGUUAGCCUCCGCCGACGGACAGAUGCAUACAAAUGCAUUUAGGAGCCCCCAGGACAAGGCGUGGACAGGUCUCCCUCGCGGCCAGGACGAAACUGCUGCUUCAUGUUAUUGUGCUAUGUGCACCAGGGGUUUCUGUUCAUGCGGGGGGACGAGGCAUAGAUAUUCUUCAUCAACUAGGCCUUGGAGGCAAAGAUGUAGGACACUCGUCACCAGUGACCGCUGUGCCAUCACUGUCCAUGCCAUCACCUCAGGGGGUCCAUGUAACAAAUGACUCUUACGUUGAGUCACCGCUCACGAAAGUUUUACCGGUCAGCCUAGCGCAGCCAUUUACAGUAAUAAUUGGGUUACAGUCCCAUAAAGUCAGCAGUGCAUUUCUCUUCAGCAUUCGAAGCAAAGACAGGCUGCAGCUGGGAGUACAGCUGUUACCUAAGAGGCUCGUGGUGCACCUCGGGGGAACGCAGGCGGUGAGCUUCAGCCACAGCGUUCACGACGGGCGGCGGCACGCGCUGGCCAUUGCCGUCAGCCGUCGGGCGGUCUCUCUGUUUGCUGAGUGCGGAGGGAAAUCCUUUCGCAGAGAGACUCUUGCGGACGCUCAGACCUUCGAUUCCGACAGUGUGUUUACCUUAGGAAGUCUGAGCAAUGACUCCGCCUGUUUUGAAGGCGUGCUGUGUCAGCUGGAUAUCAUUCCUUCCGUAGAAGCACCUGCAGACUACUGCAGAUAUGUGAGACAGCAGUGUCGCCCCGCCACAAGCCUUCUUCACAGCACCAUUGUACCAGCUGAGAUACCCGAAAACUCCCCGCUGCCCAAAAGAUCUGCUGCCAAGGCCCUGUCAGAGGACCCAUUUCCCGCAGGCAAGGGUGGUCCUGAUGUCACCUCCAGUGACUCUGCAGCAGUGCGUAAACAGCGAAAACACCAGCCAUCAGGGUCGCAGCUCACUUCUCCUCCUUCGGGGAAUGUCUCUGCUGUGGGUCGUAUGAAUCAUGGGAUUCAGACCAAAGAAAUGAUUCCUGAGCAACUUGCUCAGACGAAUGCAAGCCUGCCAGUGACCCAUCGCAGCCUCGGUGAGGCGAGAGCAAAGAGCACGGAGAGACUGAGUUCUCUUCCCAAUGCGUCGGACGACACUGCACAGCGCAGCGAUCCCGCACCUGCUCUGUCACCAUUGAAGAAGGUGUCACCUACUCGUCCGCACAGGAAACAAGACACACCUCUCAGGAAGGCGAUUGCAGCAAAUCUACAUACUAAUGAGCUCACGGAACUGCAACGGAUUUUAAACACAACCUUUUACCGCAGGUCUGAGGAGCCAUCUGCGGGCAGUCCCCCCGAUCUAAGGAAGGAAGGUGGACUGGACCCUGACGCCGCUGACCCCAUGGACAGCAGCUACGAAACCGGGCGGAACGCUGACUGUUCCGACGACGAGCGUCUGAACACAGUGCUCGAGAUGGAGACUCUAAGAGGGCUGAAAGGGGACCCUGGACCUCCCGGUCCCCCCGGCCCGGCAGGCAUCCCAGGCCCAUCGGGAAGGAGAGGUCCACGGGGCGUACCGGGGCCACACGGAAAUCCUGGGUUACCUGGACUGCCAGGUCCAAAGGGCCCCAAAGGAGAUCCGGGUUUUUCCCCAGGUCAAGCCAUUUCUGGAGAAAAGGGGGACCACGGCCUCUCCGGACUCGUGGGGCCGCCCGGCGAGCGGGGCGCUAAGGGGCCCAGAGGAUACCCGGGGCUUCCAGGGCUCCGAGGCGAACAGGGAAUUCCAGGAUUCACUGGUGAUAUUGGUUCACGUGGUUACCCUGGCAGGCAGGGUUUAGCUGGACCCGAAGGUGAUGCAGGACCCAAGGGCGCCCGCGGUUUCAUUGGCUCUCCUGGAGAAGUAGGACAACUGGGACCUGAAGGAGAACGAGGUGUCCCUGGGAUCCGUGGAAAGAGGGGCAUUAAGGGAAGACAGGGGUUUUCAGGUGACGUUGGCGGCAGAGGCCCGGCCGGUCCUGACGGCAGUCCUGGACUUGUAGGUAGCAUGGGUCCUCCAGGAUUCCCUGGGCUUAGAGGCAGCGCUGGUCCUCUGGGACCCCUUGGACCUUCUGGAAUCCCUGGCCCCGUGGGUCUUUCAGGGAAUAAGGGCCUACCUGGAAGCAAAGGUGAUAAGGGUGAACAAGGCAUCAUGGGAGAGCCCGGAGAGUCAGGGUAUCCUGGAGACAAGGGCGCGGUGGGCUUCCCAGGACCACGAGGCGCCAGAGGAAAGCCAGGACCUUCGGGCCAAGCAGGCGACCCAGGACCCCAGGGACCAUCUGGCCCUCCAGGACCAGAGGGUUUUCCAGGAGAUAUUGGGAUUCCUGGACAGAACGGUCCUGAAGGAUCAAAGGGACACAUUGGAAAUAGAGGGCCUACUGGGCCUCCUGGUCUCAAAGGAGCUCAGGGAGAAGAAGGACCCAUUGGACCCUUUGGAGAACUGGGGCUAAGAGGAAAACCCGGUCCAAAGGGAUAUGCAGGUGAACCUGGACCAGAAGGCCUGAAGGGGGAAGCAGGGGACCAAGGAAACAUCGGAAAAAUUGGUGACGCGGGACCUGUUGGCUUACCUGGAGAAGUUGGGGUGACUGGCAGCAUUGGCGAAAAGGGACAGCGAGGAAGUCCAGGCCCAGUAGGUCCCCAGGGAGACAAGGGUGCUAUGGGCUAUCCGGGUCCUCCUGGGGUUCCAGGACCCAUGGGUCCACUGGGAUUACCUGGUCCUGUUGGGGCAGGAGGUCCGCCUGGGAGUCCAGGUCCGAAAGGACGGAGAGGACCAAAAGGACCCGAGGGUCUCUCAGGAGAACAAGGUGUCCAGGGCGCCAAGGGUGAAAAAGGCCAUCAAGGAAAAAGAGGGCCGCACGGGCUGACGGGCCAGACCGGACGCCCUGGAGAGAGAGGCCUUCAGGGGAAGCCGGGUGUGCAUGGACCCCCCGGGAGUCCGGGAGACAGGGGACCUGCAGGAGAACCGGGCCCUCGAGGACUGCAAGGUGAUGCGGGACCACCUGGAGAGGCGGGUGCUGAGGGACCUUCCGGCGUGGACGGAGAAGCCGGUGUGCAGGGCGAUCCGGGUGCAAAGGGAGAUGCUGGACCUGCAGGCGGUGUUGGAGUUUCUGGGGAGCCAGGGUUACGGGGUGAACCAGGAGCUCCUGGGGAAGAAGGCCUCCAAGGAAAAGAUGGAUUGAAGGGGAGCCCAGGAGGAAGGGGACUGCCUGGAGAGGAUGGAGAAACCGGCGAGACGGGCCUGCCAGGGAGCGUGGGGCCCUCGGGCGGACCAGGGCCACCGGGCCCCGCGGGACCUGAAGGAGUUGUGGGAAUUCCAGGACAAAGAGGCCGUCCUGGGAAAAAGGGUGACAAAGGACAGCUGGGGCCCACGGGAGAAACUGGAAGCCGAGGGGCCCCGGGACCACGUGGAGAAAGCGGUCUGAAAGGCGCCAGAGGCACUAGAGGUGCCGUGGGACAUUUAGGAUUGAUGGGACCUACUGGAGAACCAGGGAUUCCAGGACUUAGGGGCCGUGAAGGUCAACCGGGACUUUCUGGGUUGCCAGGACCUCAAGGAGAAAAGGGUUAUCCGGGAGAGGAUAGCACCGCCCUAGGACCACCUGGGCCUCGAGGUGACCCAGGUCCAGUGGGGGAACAAGGAGCGAGAGGAGAGCCUGGAACAGAAGGCUAUAAGGGCCAUGUGGGAGUGCCAGGACCAGGAGGGGCCGCUGGACAGCAAGGGCCCCCAGGUGAGCCGGGUGAGCAGGGCGAGCGAGGACCCCGCGGAGAGAGAGGAUCUGAAGGUCCUCGGGGGAAGAAGGGCGCUGCCGGUCCUUCCGGGAGACCUGGGCUUCCUGGACGUCCAGGCCUGCCUGGGCCGAAAGGCAUUCGAGGACACCAUGGAGCAGAAGGCGUUUCAGGAAAUCCUGGAAAAGCUGGGCCACCGGGAAAACAGGGACUUCCUGGCGAAGGAGGCAGCCCGGGAAGAGCGGGACUGUCCGGGUCUCCAGGUCCUCCAGGAGCCAGAGGGCCCGCAGGCCCACCAGGAAGCCCCGGAGGCCGGGGCCCGCAGGGUGAACGCGGGCUGCCUGGGCAACCUGGAAGUCCAGGUAAUCGAGGUCACCAAGGAGCACAAGGCGGCCAAGGACCACGCGGCGAGCCUGGCGCGAAAGGGCAGACCGGCGAACACGGCGCUCAAGGUCUGGCAGGCUUCCAAGGAUUCCCAGGCCCCAGAGGUCCUGAGGGAGAUGCCGGCGGUGUUGGAACACCAGGGCCUAAGGGCCCUUCUGGACAGAGAGGAAACACUGGAUCCCUUGGCAGAGAAGGUAUAACAGGCCCGGCGGGUAGAACUGGACCCAGAGGUGAAAAAGGCUCUAGAGGUGAAACGGGCCCCCAGGGACCAAGAGGAAAACCAGGGCCUCCCGGUCCACCUGGAGCACCGGGCCCAAGAAAACAAAUGGCUGUCAGUGCUGCUAUUCAAGCCUCGACUGGCUCACAUGCUGCCCUGUGGAUGGAGGGCUGCCAGAACACCGACGUGACUUUAAUUGACCACAGUGCAGAGAUAUUCAAAACCUUGAAAUACCUUAGCGAUUUACUGCGCAGCAUCAAGAGUCCUCUUGGCACUCGAGAUAACCCAGCACGAAUCUGCAAAGAUCUGCUCAACUGUGAACACAGAGUAUCAGAUGGAAAAUACUGGAUUGAUCCAAAUCUUGGAUGCCCUUCAGAUGCCAUUGAGGUUUUCUGCAAUUUCAGUGCUGGUGGUCAGACGUGUUUAUCUCCGGUUUCGGUGACAAAGUUGGAGUUUGGAGUUGGAAAAGUCCAGAUGAACUUCCUUCAUUUACUGAGCUCAGAAGCCACCCACGUCAUCACCAUUCAUUGUCUAAACACUCCUGCGUGGCCAAGUGCUCAGACGAGCUCAGCACUGACUCUUGGUUUCAAGGGAUGGAAUGGCCAGAUUUUUGAAGAAAACUCUCUACUUGAACCCAAAGUGCUUUCAGAUGACUGCAAGAUUCAAGACGGCAGCUGGCGUAAGGCAAAAUUCCUUUUUCACACCCAGGACCCUAACCAACUUCCAGUAACUGAAAUACAAAAUCUUCCUCAUCUCAAAGCCAAACAGAAGUACCACAUUGAAAGCAGUUCUGUAUGCUUUCUCUGAAGUCUCCGAAUUAGUUCAGAAUUCAUUCUGUUGGCCAGGUAAUUGCUGCAGAGAGAAAAAUAGAGACAGACAGAAACCAUUGGAUAUUAUGAAAGGCACAGGAUAAAGCAUUGGCUAAAUCUUAAAGAAUCUCAGGAAGAAAAGAAUUCCUCCUAAGGAGAAAAGGCAUUUUUUUAAAGGACUAUAACUGAUAAAGUAUUUAAUUCUUUUAAAAGUUAUAUUGAUCUGAGCUUUCUUAGAGACUUCCCUAGAGCUGAAAACUUAUAAACAUGGAAUUCUUCAGGGUAUUCUGAAUUUUCUGACUGUCUGAGAGCAAAGUACCCAUUAGACAGCUGGAGAUGCAAAGCACAGUGGAGCAAUACUGGCUAAUGCUCCCGAAUGUGCAAUGCUUCUGUCUAAAAACUGCAAAGCACAGUCUAAAUCGUGUAUGACCUUCCCAAGACGAAGCUGUAUUCCGGUCCCCAGGGGCACAUCCAUCUCGGCCGGUGGUACACUACCUCUUACGUACUGCUUUUUGCGUUGCUUGGUGCUCUUUCUAAAGCAAGGUGCUUAUGGCUUACAUAGACUCUUUUCUUCCUUUUUCGUCUUUGUCAGUCUUUAAGACUGUAUGUACUGGUUACAUCAAGACAUAUUUUGGCUGUUAGUACUCUUUUUCUGGUCAAAUACUUAAUAACAAGUAAAACAUUAUUUAUGUGAAAUCCUUGUUCUACUUUAAAAUUCUCUCUGUGGAUAUAGGACCAAAGUCAGCACAGUGUAAGCUGUGCUUAAGCACAAGAGAAUUGGGAGGGGUUUUUGUUUUUUAAAUUGCUGUAAAAAAUAUUAUAUAGGCCAGCUACAUCCAGUAGUAGGUUUGGGUUAGUUUAGGGGUUGUGAUAUACUAUUUUUAAAAACCCAAGAUCAUCUGGAAUGAUACUCUGUAUAUAUAUAUUUUGGUAAAGUUCUAAUUCAGCAAAUCUUUUGAAAUUGCUGCUGUUUUAAAUUAUAAAAACAUUACAUUUCUGCUUCAUAUAAAUUACAUGUUUUGUAAUUAUACAUUUGCUUUUACUGUUCUUAAUUUUAAUGUGCUGGGACCUAAAAUAAUUUACCAGUCUUUAAAGCCACCCUCAGGGGAACAAAAACAACCUUUUGCCAUUUAAAAUAGGCCCAGUAACUUCUGACUUCACAGCUGUCAGAGAAAUGUUACUUAAGUGCUAACAGAAAAAUAUUAUACCUUAUGGUACAUAGAACAGCUUGUACGUCUAUUAUAAACAUACCAGUAGCCACAGCAAACCACACUUACCUAUCUAUAAUAAAAAAUUAUUUAAAAUCUU
This is a messenger RNA of Phacochoerus africanus (Common warthog), 6557 nucleotides long. It is a transcript of the gene COL24A1, whose product is annotated as collagen type XXIV alpha 1 chain. Lineage: Eukaryota; Metazoa; Chordata; Mammalia; Artiodactyla; Suidae. Gene Ontology annotation, molecular function: extracellular matrix structural constituent. The transcript has 61 exons. The record is from RefSeq and is a predicted model, not a curated record. Bases 148 to 5247 code for a protein of 1699 amino acids.